This is a messenger RNA of Malus domestica (apple), 564 nucleotides long. RefSeq lists its product as uncharacterized. NCBI's taxonomy places the organism in Eukaryota, Viridiplantae, Streptophyta, Magnoliopsida, Rosales, Rosaceae. The record is from RefSeq and is a predicted model, not a curated record.
AGAGAGAGAGAGAGAGAGAGAGAGAGAAGAGAUGGUGCAGCAAGAAAGCAAGGAGCCGUGCAAGAAAGAAGCCUGCUACAUUCAAGCAUGCCUCUCCAAGAACAACUUCCUCCCGGAAAAGUGCCUGAAAUUCAUUGAACAGCUGCAGGCGUGCUGCGAGAAAUGCAAUUACAACUCAAAACACUGUGCUUCUGUCUCUAGUCUUUUGAAGCAAAAGCACCGUCAGAUUCACACCCAAGAUGAUUAAGUGUAGCUCUCUCCCUGUAUCUUCAUCUUCCCGGAAGACACCACCGAGGCCAAACGCUUGGUGCGGUUACGACUUACCGCAAGGUGCUAAAGCUUAUGGCACAUUACAUGCAAUAAAAUGUGGGAAAGGAAAAUGAUUUACACAAUUUUGUUGCCCGAUGAACGAUGCUAGAAACGUUCUAUGUUUAUGUGUUGAUAUAGAAAUAUUAAUGUGCGUAUGGUUCAAUAUGCGUAUAUGUGGUCUAGAAUUAAAAGGCAUUGACACAGGAAUACACGCAUAUUGAACAAGUGCAUAUAGUCUGUACAUGGUACCUUUAA